UACUGGACGUCUUCACUGAAAUUCUCUCAUCUGCUCCUUCUACUUGGACGUUGGAGAUGGCCGUUGUCAGCUUUAUCAUUCUCAUGUGUGUUGCUUUGAGCAGCCCUACAGCAGGUCUUCGCCGUCCAGACAUUCCUUUUCCUGAAAUAUAUCCUGACUCUCUACCCUGUCCACUGGGCUGGAUAGAGUCUGAUGAUCGCUGCUAUAAGCUAUUUACAACCCCCAAAACAUGGCAUCAGGCUCAGGCAGACUGUAAGAAGAGGGGUAGUUAUCUAACCUCUGUUCGUAACAGUGAUGACCUCCUCAUUGUACAGAAAAUCAUGGGCUUGCCACGCCAAAAAGUUGUUUGGGUAGGAGGCACUGAUGCUGUUACUGAGGGACAGUGGCAGUGGAGUGAUGGUGAACCAUUUUCCUGGACGUUCUGGUCCCCAGGGCAGCCUGACAAUCUUGGAGAGGAGGACUGCAUGAGUGUUGUCAUUGGGGGAGGUGAAUAUGAUGAGAAGUGUAUUACAAAGCUGCCUUAUAUUUGCUAUAAAAAAAAUAUUUUUUUUUAAAAUAACAUACUGCCACUGAUACUAUUACUGUUGUUUUGUGUUCAUACAAUGGAAGUCAAUGAGUGGCAUGAUUUACAUCUGGUCGAUUCACUGCUGAUGUUACCUGUUCUUUGGAUAUAUUUUCAUUAUCACCUGUCAUCUGUUCACCUGUUCCCUUGCAUUAAAAUCAUCACCUGUUUACUUUAGCUCCACGAGUGUGGCAUCGUCAAUCUGU
This is a messenger RNA of Triplophysa rosa, 768 nucleotides long. RefSeq names its product C-type lectin domain family 17, member A-like. The record is from RefSeq and is a predicted model, not a curated record. The transcript is spliced from 7 exons. Gene Ontology annotation, molecular function: signaling receptor activity. NCBI's taxonomy places the organism in Eukaryota, Metazoa, Chordata, Actinopteri, Cypriniformes, Nemacheilidae. Bases 57 to 554 code for a protein of 165 amino acids.